UGCACUCACUUCCGGUGUGAAAGCUCCUUGGAACCGAAGCCCGACGCGUCAAUUAGUUGCAGUCACUCCAUACGGCCUCAAAGUUGCGCACUCGUCCGCCGCAGGCCGCCAACGGAGGAGGCGCCGCCGGACACGCGGACGCAGGCACCCGAAGGCGACAUCAUGGCCCUCCCGAGGCGUCGCGUGGACAUCGCCAACGUGAUGCAAAAACUGCAGGAUGAGCAAGAAGCCGUGCAGAAGAGAACCUUCACCAAAUGGAUCAACUCUCACUUGGCUAAGCGUAAACCGGCGCUAGAAGUCAACGACCUUUUCGAGGACAUUAAAGAUGGGGUGAAGCUCUUGGCUCUCUUGGAGGUGCUCUCGGGCCAAAGACUUCCCUCCGAGCAAGGUCGUCAACUGAAGAGGAUCCACUGGGUUUCCAACAUCGGCACGGCGCUCAAAUUCCUCGAGGGCAGGAAGAUCAAAUUGGUUAACAUUCACGCCACGGACGUCGCCGACGGACGACCCGCCAUCGUUCUGGGGUUGAUAUGGACCAUUAUCCUCUAUUUCCAGAUUGAGGAGUUGACCAGCAACCUUCCAGCCCUCCAGGCCUUGUCCUCAAGCAACUCCUCAGUGGAAAGUUCCGAAACUGGAAGUCCUCCCAUGAAGAGAAAAGUGGUCAAGUUUCAGGGCAACGCCAAGAAGGCCCUGCUUCGAUGGGUGCAGUCCACCGCCGCCAAGCAUCACGGGAUCGAAGUGAAGGACUUCGGUCCCAGCUGGCGCGACGGAGUCGCCUUCCAGUCGGUGGUGCACGCCGUCCGGCCCGACCUGGUCGACAUGGAGGCGGUGCGGCGCAGAGGCAACAGGGAGAAUCUGGAGGAGGCUUUCGCGCUAGCGGAGAACGAGCUGGGCAUCCCUCGUCUGCUGGACCCAGAAGACGUAGACGUGGACAAGCCAGACGAGAAGUCCAUCAUGACGUACGUGGCCCAGUUCCUCAAGCACUACCCGAACCCUCGCCACUCGGAAACCGACGGACAGCACGAGGAGCGCGAGGAGCGCAAGAUGCUGAGGGAGCUGAAGGUUUUCCUGGACCAGCUGGAGAGAGACGUGCUGAGGGCCCAGGGGGCCGAGGGCCACCUCACAGACAAGUACCAGGCCUUCAAGAACUUCCGCGUGCAGUACGAGAUGAAGAAAAAGCAGACGGAUCCCCUGCUGCAGCCGUCGCACAAGGAUGGGAAGCUGUCCACGGACCAAGCUCUGGUCAAGCAGGCCUGGGAGCGCCUGUCCGUCAGGCUGCUGGACUGGCACAUCCACCUGGACAAGUCCCUGCCGGGUCCUCUGGGCGUGAUCGGGGCCUGGUUGCACAGAGCCGAGAUGGCCCUGAGGGAGGACAUUCCCGUCCGCCACGCUUACGAGGAGACGGCCGGUGUUCUCCACAGGAAACUGGAGCAGCACAAGGAGGUGUUAAAAAACUUGGAAUCGCACAGGCAACCCUUCCAGCAGAUCCACCGAGACAGAUCGGUCAACGGCGUCCCGGUUCCGCCGGAACAGCUCCAAGAUUUGGCCGAGCGGUUCAAUUUCGUGUCCGCGUCGUCGCACGGCCACUUGAUCAAACUGGAAUUCUGGGAGAUGAAGUAUCGGCUGAUGGCCUUUCUGCAGCUGGCCGAGUCCAAACUCAAGUCCUGGAUCGUUAAAUACAGCAGGCGGGACUCGGUGGAGCUCCUGUUGCAGAGCUAUCUUACCUUCAUUGAGGGCCACAGGUUCUUCGAGCAGUACGAGAUCCUCUUUUCGGCACUCAAGCAAGCAGCGGACGUCUACGUCAAGUCGGACAGUUCUAUUGACGAAGCGGAGGGCGUGAGCAAAUUCCUCGGCGACGCCACGGCUCAGUGGAAAAACCUGGCGCUGGAGGUCCGCAGCGUUCGUAGCAUGCUGGAGGAGGUCAUCUCCAACUGGGAGAAGUACGCUGGCGCAGUGGCGGCGCUGCAGGCCUGGCUGGAGGACGCCGAACACGUGCUCAACCAGUCGGAGAGCGCCAAGCGCGAUUUCUUCCGCAACCUGUCCCACUGGGUCCAGCAGCACAUGGACAUGAACGACGCCGGCAACUUCCUCAUCGAGACCUGCGACGACAGCGUUUCGCGGGACCUCAAGCAGCAGCUCCUCCUUCUGAACGGCCGAUGGCGGGAGCUCUUCGUCAAAGUCAAAUACUACGCGAGGGCGGACGAGGUGGACAAGUUGAGGCACGACUACCAGGACGGCAUCAACACCUUGAAGAUGUUCAUGGACGCCACCGAUGAGAAGUUGAACGCUGCCGUGCAAGUGUCUUUCCUCAACGUGCGCACGUUUGCUCAGGAUGUCGAGGAAAUCAAGCACAAAAUGCCGGGGAUGGAGGCGGCGUGUAAGGCGGCGGGUCGCACCGCUCAGCUGCUGAGCAAAGACACCGCCCAGGAGGAAGUGACUCAGAUGACGACAGUGAUGGCCUCCGUCAAAGAGCAGCUCAGCAAGGUGAGAGAGCGAUGUCUGCCUCUGCUGAAGGAGUCUCAGUCCCUCUUGGCUCCCUUGGAAGAAAUGGAGAAGAACAUCACCGGGUUCUACCAGGCCCUGGAGAAGGCCAGCCACGUCACGAGCGGCGGCGACUCCGAGGGGCCCGCCGUGGACUUCAAACAGAAAUGCCAGGUGAUCCCGAAGAAGAGUUCAAGGCGUCCACUGGCCGCGGGGCUCACGCCUCGUUUGUCGCAGGAGCUGGCGGCCGCCACGCAAAACUGCAAGAAGUGUCUGCUGGUGAUCGAGAAGAACCACCGGACGAUCCUGAAGCUCGUGGACGCCGGUAAAACACUGCAGCACAUGGACAUGAGCCUCCUGGAGAAAAGAGUAGCCGACCUCCAAGCCUCCUCGCGGGCCAUGUUCGGGGAAGCGACCGAGUGGAGGAAGCAGGUGGAGGCCAACAGCAGCCUCGUGAAGAGAUUCGACGAGUCCCGCUCAGAGCUGGAGAAGGUUCUGAAGAUGGCGGAAAGUUGGAUGACCGAAAGCGGCGACCCGGAGGAGCUGCUGACGAAGCACACGGAGUUCUUUGGGCAACUAGACCAGCGCGUCCUCAACACGUUCCUCAAGGCUUGCGACGAGCUCACUGACAUUUUGCCCGAGCAGGAGCAACAGUCGCUGCAGGAAACCGUGAGGACGCUGCACAAAAACUGGAAGGACGUCCAGACCGACGCUCCCUUCCACCUCCUCCACCUCAAAGCGGAGGCGGAGGGGAGCAAGCUGGCCCCGUUGCUGCAGGAGUGUCGGGCCGAAGUGAACCGCGAGAACCGCCAUCUUGCCAGCACGGGCAGCGAGAGGCUCAUCAAGGAGCACCGGGCCUUCUUCAGAGAAAAGGGACCUCAGUCGCUAUGUGAGAAGAGGCUGCAACUGAUGGAGGAAUUCUGUCAGAAGCUCCCCGAGGGCGACUCCGCCCACCAGACCCUUGACAAGUUCAGGAAGGACUACGCUGAGGUCAGCGAGGAGAUUGAAAACACCCAUCAGAAGCUCAUGCAGAACGCAGACAAGUGGAAGGACUACAACGCAAGAUAUGCCGAACUUUCCUGCUGGUUGAUAUCUAAAGAGAGCCAACUCCGACUCCUGAGAAACCGGGCGGGCGACCCCAGAAAAUACAGUCAGGUCAAGGCUGCCAUCACGGAGCUUCGCAACCACGCCGAGCUACAGGAAGGGAACCUCAACUGGCUGAAAGCCCGUAUGGCCGUCCUGAUCGAGAUCUGCGCCGACAGCGACGCGCAGAGCAAAGGAAGUGCCCUCGGCAAACUCUCGGCUGAUUUUAAAGGUCUUCUCCUGUCUCUCAUCGAGGCUGAGAAGAUGGUCCUGGCCGUGGGUGACUGCGUGCAGUUUAGGGAGGAGGUGCAGACGACUUUGGACGAUCUCCUCCGAGCGCAGAAAGAAGCUCAGGCCGAGGUCUCCAGAAUCUUGGACUGUCCCACCGUGAGAGAAGCCCAGCAACUGCUGCUCGUUCACCAGCAACUCGUGAAACGGCUGAAGCUGAAGAGGAAGGACGUUCAGCAGCUGGUCAGCAGGGGGCAGCAGCUGCAGGCCGAGGAAGGCCUCGGGGAGACUCUGCAGCAGGAUUUGCACAGUCUGGAGAACACCCUCAGCAAAAUGGAGCAAAAUAUGGAUUCGCAGGAGCAAAGCCUUGAGGUCACGCUGGCGGCCUGGCAGGAGUUUGACAGCCAGCGGGAGGCAGUCCGCCAGUUUGUCAGCAAGGCUCGAUCCACAAUGGAGCGAGACCUGAACUUCACGAGUCCUGAAAGCCUGGCCGUAGAACUUGACCAGUCCAGAACGCUUCUGAAGCAAUGCGGAGCUGAGGCCUCGCACAUGAACACUUUGCUCAAGAGAGCCACGGAAAUCCAACUGGGCCCAAAGAACAAGACUCUGCUCCUGCAGCAGGGGCGUUGCCUCAGCGAUCAAGUGGACGAAGUGGAGGCUGGCCUCAAAAAGGGUGUGAAAACAGGAGAGCAAAUGAAGAUGAAGUGGGAUCGCUUCGGAGCCCAGUUUGACGCUUUUUCCUCGUGGAUAUCUGACAAGGAGAAGCAACUGGACACCUUGAAGGGAUCCGCUUUGCCACUCGAGCAACAGAUCAAGAUCGUGAAGGACGUAGCGGCGGAGCUCCGGGAGCGAGCUGAGGUUCUCCCCCGACUGGAGUCGGACUCUCAGGACGUGGCUCGGUUCGUUUCGUCGGGCGAGGGGGCCCGCAUCAAGUCCCGCCUGACCCAAAUCGGACGCUACUGGGACGAGCUGAGGGAGAGCGUGCGGCAGCUUGACGGGCAGCUCCGGGAAAGCUCCUCACACCAGCAGAAGUUUGCGCAGAGCUUCCGGGAGGCACAAGCAUCGCUCUGUGAGCUCCAGUCCAAGCUGGAAGAGCCGAUCAAAACAUGCAGUUCCUCGUCGGACACCUACAGAGCCCUUCAAAACCACGUGGACGUCUCUCAGCAACUGGACAGGCUGAAGGGGACUUUGCUCUCCCUGUCCGCCGGCGCCAGGCGGCUCAGAGACCGAGAGCAAGCGGAGGGCGCUGUGAAGGAGCUAAAUGCCAGCUUUGAACAAAACGCUCGGGGAGCCAAAAUCAAACAGGCCACUCUGGAGUCCCUGCUGACGGUUUGGCAAAGGUUUGAAAAACAGCGUUGCAACUUCAUUUCCUGUCUGGAGAGGAGCGAAUUUGCAGUCAAAACCGAGAGUCAGUGUCUGUCGGCCGACAGAGCAAAACUCUGCAACGAGCUGCAGGACGUGCAGGCCUUGCACUCGGAGGUCCAGACUCUCGGACCCUCUCACGCUGAGCUGACGUCUGCCGGGACGUCUCUUUAUCAAACUGCUCCGGAUGACAGAGCGAGCCAGCUGAGGGAAGAGCUUGACGGACUGCAGAGGAGGCUGCGUGCCCAAAAUGAAGCCCUUCCUAAAAGAAUCCACCAGCUCCAGAAUCACUUGGCCCUUCUCGAGCAACUUGACCGAGACCUUCAGAAGUUCUCGCAGUGGAGUGAGACCAUGCUUUCCGGUCUACACUCCGCUUCUCAAAUUAGCAUCGGCGACCUGUCCUCGGCCAGCGCGCGAGUGAACGAGAUGCAGGCGGCCUUACAAAAGCAGGCCAGUUUGAAAGAGAGCUUAGAUCACCAGGCGGAGAGUCUCUGUCAAGCCUCCGACCCCGGUGACGCGCAGCUGCUACGUAGUCGAGCGGACAGCUGCGUCCAGUCCUACCUGGAGGCCCGGCACCUCGUCCAGCUGCAGUCAGAGUGUCUGGAAAGGCUCGGGAGCUUCCGGCAGGCGCACGGCGAGGCCGCGGCGGUUCUGCGAGGCCUGCGGCAAACCGUGGAGAGCGCCGGGAGCUGGGAUCGCGGCCGGGUGGAGGAGCUGCAGCGGGAGCUUUCCGGCGUAGUCCCGGACGUGUCCCGGCUGGAGACGCUGGCCGUCGACCUGGACAGCGCCCUCUGCAAAAGCCACCUGCGCGUCGCCGCCCGGGAAGGCGCUCGAGAGUCGUGCCGCACGCUGGCCGAUUCGCUCGGCGCGGAGCUGGAUGCUGUGAGGAACCUGCUCGGAACCAAGCAGAGCGAAGCGGAGGCGCUGGGGGCUCUGUGGACGUCCUUUAGCCAGCGCAAAGAGCAGCUGCUCAAAGCUGUGGAAGACAUUGAAGAAAAAGCCGACCAGCAGAGCUUGAGAGAGCCCAGCCUUCUGGCUUUACGGCAAAGGUUGCGCUUCUUCAAUCAGCUGGAGGACGAGCUGCAGUCCCACCAGCACGAGGAGCAGUGGCUGAAGGACAAGGCGGCCCAGCUGGCUCAGCGAGACGCGCAGCUGGCCGGCGAGGCCCUGAGGGAAAUCGGCCUGCUGGAGACCACGUGGAAGGUCGCCGAGAGGCUCAUAGCCGAGAGACAAGAGCAGUGCAGCGUUCUUGCUGAGCUCAUGAGAGAAUAUCAAAUGCGCAAGUCCGCCAUCGGCAGCGUUUUGGACAGCACGGAACCGCUGCUCGAUAUCAGCUCUGCUCUGAAGGACCACGAGGACACCAAGCGAUCCCUAAACAAGCAUGAAGCGGUGAAGACGGAGAUGGCUGACAUGCAACAGGAACUGGACCAGUUUUCCAGCAAAGGAAAACAGUUGGUGAUUGAAUUGAAGAAAGUGCCAGAAAGUGACUCGCAAACGGUCAAAAAGGAUAUCGAGACGGUCGUGGACCAGUGGCUGGAUGCGUCGGAACGGGUGGACGACAAUCUCCUCCGCCUGAAGCAGACUUUGCUGCUGUGGGAGGACGUACGGCAAAUUGCGGACGACGUCGAAAGCUGGACCACUUGCGGCCUGGCAGAACUGAACGAGAGUCUCAACAACCUCAAUGACAGUCAGAAGGUGUCAGCGAGGCUUUCUGCGCUACAGGAGCAAAUAGGAGAGAAGGAGCUGAGACUUGAAAACCUGCGGGGCACAAUGUCAGAGCUGAAGAGGGCCAGUCAAAGUCAAGAAACUCCUCCGAAAUUGCAGUUGCUGGAGAACGACCUGAGGAAGAAGAUGGACGCCGUGACCAAGCUGCUCGGGCAGGCCAGAGGGAAUCUGCUGGACUUCAGCUCGCAGAAGAAACUGCUGGAAGAUUACAUUGCACAGAUGUCUGCUUGGCUUAAGAGCAUGGAGGACUCCUUGGUGUCUUCGCCCGCUGGUUCGGAUCCCGAGGACAUCUGCCGAGUGAAGGAACUUCAGAAAGAACUGCAAAAUCAGCAGGGAAGUAUCGACUCCACGAGAGAAAGCCUGAACAACCUGUGUCGCAAAUAUCCCUCGGAGGAGCUUUCCAGUUUGGGCGCGGCGCUCACCGAGCUCAUCAAGACUUACGAGUCUGUAAACCAGGUCUCGGCCAGGACUUUGGCGUCGCUGCAGAACUGCCUUCAACAGCAGUUCAGCGAUCUAGUUCAGGGAUUCCAUCGCUGGCUCGUAGAACAGAGGGAGAUCGUCAAAGAAUGCUGCGACCGAUCUGGAGACACUCACGUCGUCGAGCGCAAAUUACAGAAACUCCAGGGCGCCACGGAGCGCAUGGAGGAAGGCAAAGUGCAUCUGAAGCAGGUCUGCGAGGAGGGAGAGAAGCUUCUGCUCCACCUUCCCAAAGCCAACGCCGGCCAGGUCCAGCAGCACCUCUCCUCCAUCCAGCAGGACUGGGACAGCUUCGUGGAGCAGUGCAGACAGAACCAACAGAUCCUGGAGGACAGCGCGUCCCUCGUGAAAGGGUGGGAGGGUCGUCUUAAGCAGCUCACGUGGUGGUUGGAGCGCAUGGAAAAGAGGAUGAGCGCAGAUGUGCUCGAAGCCGAGCAACGCGGUCCUGAAAAGGUUUUGCUCCAGCAAGUGGAGGAAUUUCAGCAGGAAGUGCUCAAAGAAAGAGACUCCUUCGAGCACUUGUGUCAGGAGGCGCAGGCCCUGAACGAGGGCGGGCGAGGCGACGGCAGCGAGACGCGGUUGUCGGCUCAGCUGCAGUCGCGCCAUCAGGCCUUGCUGCGACGCGGCUGCCAGAGGCUGCGGAGCUGCCAGUUGACUUUGCAGGAGCAGCGGGCCUUCGAGGAGACGCUGCAGGCCACCUGGACCUGGCUCCACGGAGUCCAGGAGCGUCUGGCUUUGCUCAACAGUACCGUCGGCAACAAGGAGACCCUGGAGAAAAGGCUUCUUCUCGUACAGGAUGUCCUGCUGAUGAAGGGCGAAGGUGAGGUGAAGCUCAACGUGACGGUGGGAAAAGGGGAACAGGUGCUGAAAAACAACCGGAUGGAAGGGCAGGAGGCCAUUUGCUCGCAGCUUCAGAGCCUGAAGGACGCCUGGGCCAAUAUGUUGAUCACUUCCAUGGGCUGCCACAGCCGACUGGAGUGGACGGUGGCCCAGUGGAGCAGCUUCCAGGAAAGUAAGAACCACCUCCAGCAGUGGAUGGAGUCGGUGGAGCAGGAAGUCGGGAUGGCUCUACCCCAGCAGCCUGGCCUCAAAGAGAAGUCCACUCUCCUGGAGCGCCUCAGGGCUAUCCAGGCGGAUGUCGACGCCCACGCGGCCGCCUUGUCCCGUCUUACGGACAAGUCCCUGGAGCUGUACGAAAAGACCGCCGACCCGACUUUUGGACCGGAGUCACGGGCGGAGCUCACCGCGCAUUUCGGUGACAUCUCAGCUGUGGUCAAGGGCAAAAUCCAGUCCAUGCAAAUCAUCGUGUCGGAGCACGAGCAGUACCUGGAUGCCGUCAGAGACUUCAACGACUGGCUUAUCUCAGCCAAGGAGGAACUUCAGCGCUGGUCUGACCUGUCAGGGGACUCGGCCUCCAUCAAAAGAAAACUCUCCAAAGUCCAGGAGCUGCUGGAUUCCAAGCAGCGAGGCAGAGAGAGGCUGAAGCGGGUCCAGAGGUGUGGGGCAGCAGCAAGGGAUCACACCGGCUCGGGGGGUUACGAAGCUAUCGAGCGCGAGGAGGCGGCACUAUUAUCAAGCUGGGAACAGUGGGAACGCGCAGCGCUUCAGACCCGUGCCGGUCUGGAGACCGCCCUCUCUCAGAUGACCACCUCCGAGCAGGAGUUCGGCAGUCUGUCCGCGCAGCUGGAGCAGGACGUGCAGGACUUGGGGCGCCGCGUUCACGACUGGCGUCUUCGACUGGGGCAAGCCGAGGGGAAGUGUGACGGGGAGGAGGCCGUGAAAGGCUGGCAGAUUGCAAAGGACACUUUGGAGGAGCUGGUCAAAGCCGAGCCCGCUUGCGACAGCUUGAAGACGCAACUCAAUGAUCUGUGCCGCUUCUCCAGAGACGUGGGCGCCCACUCCGAAAGAGUGUCUGCCCUCAUUAAGGAAUACAACGGUUUGAGUCUCCAAGCCGCCAGGGAGUGCCAGAGCAAAGAGAAGUUGCAGGAGCAGGGAUUCCGCUCGGCCUACAGGGAGUUCCAGCAGUGGCUGGUCAACACCAAGAUCAACACGGCCAAAUGCUUCGACGCGCCCCAAAAUCUCUCUGAGGCCUCAUCAAGCCUGCAGAAGAUUCAGGAGUUUCUCAGCGACAUCGAGCUGGGUCAGUCCAAGCUCAACGGCGUGGUGGUCAAAGGCGAGCUUCUUUCCAUGAUCGCGGCCAAAGACAAAGCGGAGACGGCCCGCACAAAGACCAGCAAUGCUCUUGAGGACUGGAAGAACAUCAUGUCCAAUCUUCACAACAGAGAGAUCAAUCUACAAAACCUGGCCUCUCAGAUGAAGGACUUUGAGGCAAGCGCCGAGCCUCUCCAGGAGUUCCUGAGCGCCACCGAGACGGCGGUACAGGAAAGCAGCGCACGGCUCCACGAUCUCCCGGCCAAGAAGACCGAGCUCCACAAACUCCAGUCUGUGCUGGAGGAUCUAGCCUCCCACCAAGCCCAGCUGAGCAGGCUUAAAGAGAAGGCCCAGAGGCUGUUGGACGAACACGCGGCCGGCAAGGGUUUUGUGCACCGCGUCUCGCAGCUCUCUGCUCAGUUCCUAGCGCUAACCAACCUGACCAAGGAGAAGGCGUCACGGAUUGACCGCAUCGUGACUGAGCACCAGCUUUUCAACCACGGGUUGAAGGAGCUGCAGAACUGGGUGGCCGACACCAGCCACAUGCUGCAGACCUACUGCGCCCCCACGGCCGACAAAAACGUGCUGGAUAGCCGGAUGGUCAAGCUGGAGGCCUUGCUGACGGCUCGCCAGGAGAAGGAGAUCCAGCUCAAGAUGGUGAUCACCAGAGGCGAAUCGGUUCAGAGAAACACUUCGGCCAACGGCGUGGCUGUGGUCCAGGAGCAGAUACAGGAUCUGAAAGACUCCUGGGAUGCUCUGCUCUCCGCCUCCAUUCAGUGCAAAAGCCAACUGGAGGGUUCCCUGUCUCAGUGGACCAGCUACCAGGAGGACGUGCGUCAGUUCGUAAGUUGGCUGGAACACGUGGAGGAGAACCUGGACCUGGCCGAUAAGCAGUGUCCCGAGAUGCGAGAUAAAACUGCUAAUCUCAGCAGAGCCAAGCUCUUGUAUGAGGAAGUCCUCGGCCACGAAAACCUGCUGGCCACCAUCACGGAAAAGAGCGCAAGCAUAGCCGAGAACUACGUGGCCCAACUAGAGCUGCAGGAUCUACAAGAACGCUACGACAUCAUCAAAGACAAUGCAGUGGGGGCCGUCGCCAAAGCGGAGGAGCUGGUGAAAGCGCACGAGGACUAUCAAGUGGGCCUCCAAGCGUUUGAGGGCUGGCUGGAAGCGGAACUGGAGAAGCUGGGCUGCUACAUGCAGCCGGAGGGCGACGUCGAUAUGCUGGAGGAGGCGCUACAAAAGCUGCAGGAACUCCAGCUGCACUGCUCCGAGGGUCAGGCUCUGCUCAACGCCCUGCUGGUCAACCGAGAACUGGUCACUCCGCGGGGGCCGCCGCAGAUCGAAGACCGAGCUCUGGAGACGCUGCAGCAGGAGUGGAGGAUGUACCAGGCCCGUCUGGCCGACACCAGGGCCCAACUUAACAGCGCCCUGGCCAAACUCCGGCAAAUUGAGCAGAAGUUCCAGCGUCUGGACAGCUGGCUGAGGGCCAUGGAGACCAAAGCGCAACUGCGAGGCCACCGCCGCUCUGACCGUGCCACCAAAGACGCCCAGCUCCAGUUGAUCGAGACGUGGCAAGAGGAAGUGUUGGUUUACCAAGAGGAGAUGGAGGGCCUCAGUGUUUUGGCUCAGCAAGUUCUGGACGAGACACACAUCAGCAGCCGGAUCAGUACCAGAGCAACACAGAUCACAGCCCGCUACCACGCCUUGCUCUUGCACCUACUGGAGACAAUCAAGCAGCUGCAAGAGGAGGUGACCUGCAUCGAUGAGGCACAAUGUGUCUUCGACACUUUCUCAGACUGGCUCCUCACCGCUCAGAACGGCCUACGCACCCUAGCCGUAAGUCCGGACGUGGUGGAUCGCUUUGCCAUGGAAAGAAAGAUGAAGAAGCUAGAGGCUCUCCAGGCAGACGUGGAGCAGGGACACGCCAACCUGAAGACAGUCAGGGAGAAGACGGAGCGAGCUGCCGUCUUCCUGGAGGAAGCCGUAGCUCAGCAGCUGAGGGAGGAGGCGGAGAGUCAACUGGGCAAGCUGGAGGAGCUGGUGGCAGCCAUGCGCACCCAGCAGAACGCUCUGGAGAAGCGCAUCUCACUCUCCAAAGACUACAUGGACAAAUACAAGGCCCAGGCCCAGUGGGUGUCGGAAACCAAGAGGCUGCUGGAAUCCGGCGUGGAGCCCAAAGCUGAGCUCUAUCAGAAGAAAGCUCAGCUGGCCAAGUACAAGACAAUCCAGCAAGUGGUGCAUUCACACGAGUCUGCUGUGAAAUGCGUGAUUGAGAAGGGCGAAGCGCUGCUCGAGACUGUCCAUGACCCAAUCAUCAGCGACAACAUGAAAACCCUGCAGGCGGACUUCCUGGAGCUCUGCUUGCUAGCCAAGACACAGGUCGAGAACCUGGUGGAGUGCGUGAAGGAGCACGAGGAUUACAACAGCGAACUGCAGGAUGUGGAAAAAUGGCUCUUGCACAUGUCCAGUCGGCUCGUCACCUCGGAAUCCAUGCAGACCAGCAGCAUGGAGACGGCCACCCAGCAACUGGCCCGGCACAAGGCCAUUAUGGAGGACAUUGCUGGUUUUGAGGAACGUCUCACUAGCUUGAAGCAGAAAGGAGAAGAACUGGUCUCCAGCUGCACUGACCAAGUCCAAGCUAAGAUCGGCCAGCAAGUCCAGGCUCACCAGCAAGGAACCAGAGAUAGUUACUCCGCCAUCUGCAGUACAGCUCAACGCGUGCAGCAAAGUCUCGACCGAGAACUGCAGAGGCACGUCAACCACCAGGACACCCUCCAGCAGUGCCAGACGUGGCUGGCGGCCGUACGGGAGGAACUACGGCUGAACCAGCAGGAGCCGUCUGGUCUGCAAGAAGCACUGAAACAGGUGAAGCACUACAGGGCCCUCCAGGAGCAGGCCAGCACUUACCUGGACUUGGUGUGCUCAGUAUGUGACCUGUCCGAUGAUGCCGUUCGAGUGACGGCGGCUGAGGUCCAAAGGGUCAAGAUAACUAUCGAGGAAAGGAUGUCAAAUGCUCAGGAGCUCUCAGACGGCUGGAGGGAGAUCAAGGAGCAGAAGCAAGACCUGACCAGCCAGUUCCAAGAUUUGGAGCAGCAGCUCCUCAGUCUGUCCAGACGACCUGCAGAGUUGGAGACCAAGAUAGCGCAAAACAUGUUGUCCCAAGCAAAGGAAUGCGGCCAGCAGCUGCAGUCCAAAGAAAGCAUCCUGACCAAGAUGACGGAGAAAGUGAGCGGACUAUCCCUGGGCCAGGACUCUCCUGAGCGCGGAGAUUUGGAACGCCUGAGUCGUUCCUGGCUCGACCUUUGCCGCCAGGCCAGCGGGCUUCAGGUUCAGAGGCAGGAGGACCUGCAGAGGUCUAAAGAGUACCACGACUGCAUUAGUGCGGUGGAGGCACUCUUCGAGCUGGUGUCCAAAGAGUGGGACAACCUGGCCAGAACUGAUGCUGAGAGUUCUUCUCAGCAUUUGGAGGCGUUACGUAAAUUGGCAGUAGACCUGGAAGGACAAAAGGGUACGCUCGAGGAACUGAAGGAGCAGAAGCAAAAGGUCAUCCACCACUUGAACCUGGAUGACAAGGAACUGGUCAAAGAGCAGAUCAGCCACUUUGAGCAGCGAUGGUCUCAGAUGCAGAAUCUUAUUGAGAGAAAAAUCCAGGACUCUGUAACCACCCUGGAGGAGAUGGGCCAGGUGGAAGCUCGUCUGAAAGAGGCUCGGGAUUGGGCCGAGGAGCAGCAGCCCGCCUUGUCUGAGGCUAUGAAAAUGAGUCCCCCUCCGGAGUUGGCUCAGAGUUUCCUGUUCGACCACCUGAGCGUUUGCAGCGAGUUAGAGGCAAAACAGCUCCUGCUGGCGCAAGCCAUGGCCGACUCGGACAGGGUUCUGGCCCGCCUGGGUCUCAGCGAACGUCAGCGUUUGCAGCGGAUGAUUUCCGACACCCAGUCCGAGGUGGAAUCUCUGAGCGUCCAAGUGGCGCAGCGCCGGAAACACCUCAGCAAAGCUUUCACCGAGAGGACACACUUCCUCAUGGCCGUCGGCCAGUCCAUCUCCUGGGUCCAGCAGAAUGAGAAGAAGGCCCAGGCCGAAGAGUACAUCGCCUUGUUGCCCGAGGACCUCGACAAGCAGCUCCGUACCUGUCGGAACAUCCAAAGCAGUUUAAAAGCUUACCAGAGCGAGCUGACGUCCUUGUGGUCCCAGGGGAGGGACCUGAUGAGGGAUGCCAACGAAGAGGAGAGGAACGAGAUUCUGACAAAGCUACAGGAGUUGCAAAACAUCUUUGAUAAAACACUACACAGGUGUGGCCAGAAACUUCAGGAACUGGAGAAAGUCUUUGUCUCCCGGAAGUACUUCAAAAAUGACCUGGAGAAAAUAUGCCAGUGGAUCAAACAAGCUGACGUCGUCACGUUUCCUGAAAUCAAUCUCAUGGUUGGCGAUGCUGAGUUAGAAGCGCAGCUUUUCAAAUACCAGCAGAUAGUUGCGCAGGCCGUGGACUACGAGAACCUUCUCCUAAUUGUGCAGCGAGCAGGCCAGGAGAUUUUGCCCACCCUCAAUGAAGUGGACCACUGCUACUUAGAUGAAAAACUCAACGUCCUCCCACAGCAAUACAACAACAUACUAGCGUUAGCCAAAGAGAAACAGGACAAAAUCCAGCAAGCGAUUUUCGCGAGGAACGAGUACACCUCGUUCAUAAACGUCACGCAGAAAGCGCUGGAAGAGAUCGAGGAGCAGUUCAACCAUCUGGGCGCGCAGCCGCUAGGCUUGCAAACAGAGGAAGUCCUCAGUCUGCAGAGCGAUUACAAAGCCAUCCAAGCCGAUCUGAUCAACCUGGGUCUCGCUGUCAGCGAACUCAACCAAAAGAAGGAAGGCUUCCGUAGCACCGGACAACCGUGGUGCCCUGAGGAAAUGACCCAGCUCACGAGCCUUUACAACGGCCUGAGGAGGCUGGUGGAACAGAAAGUGGAGCAUCUGGAUGAAACCUUGGAGUCAUUUGAGGACCAAAAGGCAAUGGCCAUGCAAGUUGACUCCGAGUUAAAGGCCACCAAGGAGCAACUGGUGAAGGUCAACGCGGAGACUCAGUCUGCGGAGGAGAGACUGAAGAACUACCACGCUCUCGCCGGGAGUCUCCAGAGUGCCAACUCGCAUUUAUCCAGGCUCGUGGAGCAGAUGGGAACUCGUGCUCCACGUUUGGACCAAACGGCCCACGACGCCUCAAAGGAGCAAGUGGUCCUGUGGCAGGAGGAGCUGCGAUCUUUGCAGGCCGCCGUAGGUGACCUGAUCGAGGAGUGCGAGAACCGCUUCGUUCAGAGUAAAGACUUUGAAACCGAGAUGCAAAGAACGUUGGCCUGGCUGCAGCAGGUCCGGGAUGAGCUGGGUUCCGCCGUGACCGUGGACAUGCGGGUGGAGAAGGUGCAGGAGGAGAUCAGGAAACAGCAAAUCAUGCAGGAAGAGGUUCAGUCCAGACUGAGGAUCGUGGCUGCUCUGAGUAGCAGGGAGAAGCACAAGUACACCAGCGCAAAUGAGCUGGCGCCUACCCACGUGGAUGCCAGUCUUGGAGAGAUGGCAAAGCUGCAAGCAGAUGUUCAGAAACAACUGAGUUCCAAACAGGUGACCUUGGAGCAGGCCCUGCUGCUGUGCCAGAAGUACCACUUCCGGAUGCAGGCGGCCUGCGAAUGGCUGGAGGACGCCGUGUCCUUCCUGCAGCAGGCCGGCUUGGGCGUGGACGUGGAGAACUACGAGGAGUGUCUGAGGCAGCAGGACGGCAUCGUGGCCACCGAGCAGGAGUUCCUCAUCCACUUGGACGAGCUGGAGAGCCUGGUGCCCCUGCUGGAGGACCUGGUCAACCCCGUAGCCAAAGGGCAGCUGCGAGUAAGCGUAGAGUCGGCCAAGCAGAGAGGCCUGGAAGUCCGGGAUCAGCUCCAGUGUCACCAAGACGUUCUUCACAGCUGCGUGGCUCAGUGGAAGUCGUACCAGGAGGCCCGGCAGACCGUCAUUGAGAUCAUGAACGAAGCUGAGAAGAAGCUCACCCAAUUUUCCACCGCCAAGGCAGCGACGAGCCAAGAGGCCGAGGACAAGUUGCACAGUCACCGGACCCUGGUCUCCCUUGUCAAUGGCUUCCAAGAGAAGCUGAGCGGUCUGGAAGCGCAAGCGGCUCAGCUGGAGCAGGUGGGCAGCGAGGCCAGCAAGGCCGCCAUCAGUCGCUCCAUGACCACGGUGUGGCAGCGCUGGACCAGACUGCGCAGCGUGGCCCGGGGCCAGGAGCGAGUUCUGGAGGACACAGCGCAGGAGUGGAGGACUUUCAGAGAGAGGAUGGUGAAGGUGCGGGCGGUCGUCGAGGAGCUCCGGGGUCGAUUGCCGGACAGCGCGGUGGAGAAGGCCUCCAAGGCCACGCUGCAAGCUCAGCUGGAGCAACACGACGUGCUGAGCCAAGACCUGGAGAGAGAGCAGUCGUCGCUGACCCUGCUGCGCCAAUACACCCUCAGCCUGCUGCACGACGUGGAGGUGCCCUCGCCCACCAGCGAGCAGGAUGAGCUGCCCAGCCUCAAAGAGAUCAGGGCUGCGCAGGACCAGAUGGACAGCCUCCUGACGCAGUCCAGAACCAAGCGAGCUCAGGCGGCUCAGGAACUGAGGGACAGAGAAGAAGUGGAGCGGGAACUCGGCGUGGUCAAAGCCUGGAUCCAGGAGACCAGGGAGCUUCUUUUCAACCCCACGCCUGACAUCGACUCGCUGCUUCAGGAACUGGAGGCGGUCCAUGGAGACGUCAUCACCUACCAGCAGAAUGUGGACAAACUAGCUGAGCAGCAACAGAACAAGUAUUUGGAUCUCUUCACCAUUCUGCCAUCUGAAAUCUCCAUGCAGCUGGCUGAGGUCUCGCUGGCCCUGGGGGCCAUUGAGGAUCAGGUUCUUUCCAAAGAGAGAGACAUCCAGAAAACCAGAGAAAUCAAAGAGGAGUUCAGUUCCAGAAUCCACGAGGUCUCUGAGAAACUCAAAGCCAUCGGUUCCAAGUUCAAGGAAAAAUCUCCAGAGAUUGACCAAGCCAAAGAAGAAGUCAAGAGUCUGGCAGAGGCCUUGGACUCCUGUGGUCGUACUCUGUCCGAGCUGGAUGUAGUCGUGCAGGAGUUCGGCCGCCGUAACCCUCUGCUGGCCAAGCAGCUGAGCGACUCCAUCGGGAAGCUGUCGGAGAUGCACCAUCACACCACCCGACUGGCUGACUGCCGCAACAACUGGCUCAAGAAGGCCGUUUGCUAUUUAGACGAGUACCACGAGAUGCUGGACUUCAUCGUGAGGUGGUCGGAGAAGGCCAAGAACCUAGUGCGGGGAGUCGUCAUCUGGAACUCCUCGGUUCACCUACAGGAGCAGAUACGCAUGUAUCAGGCUGUUCUACGAGAGUCCCGCGAGCUCCACGGAGACCUGGAGUCCAUGGCGGAGAAAGUGGAGCUCCUGUCCGAGGUCCUGCAGGUGGAGUCCAUGAGCCAGCAGGUGUGCGAGCUCAGCCGGAACACCGAGGAGCUCCAACAGACCAUCAAGACGCGGCUGCAGAGCUUGGAGGACGCAGAGAAGAGUAUGGAAGCGCUGGAAUGUGAGGUGAAGGCGUUGCACGUCGCUCUGGAGCAGGUCCAAGCCACGCUCACGUCGCCCGAGCUGGCGCGCCAGACCCUCAAAGAACAACUGAUUCAGAGACAGCGUCUGAUGGCGGACAUGGAGGGUUUGAAGCAGCAGGUGCAGGCGGUGCAGCUGUGCCAGAGCUCUCUCCGGGUGCCCGAAGAGGUGAUGCCCAACCUGGCCGUUUGCCGCACGGCGCUGCGUCUGCAGCAAGACGCCAGCCACUUGCAGCACGUCGCCAUCCAGCAGUGCAACAUCCUGCAGGAGGCCGUGGUGCAGUACGAGCAGUACGAACAGGAAGUGAGGGAGCUGCAGGGCUUGAUCGAGGAAGCGCACCGCGUCAUCCAGGACCGCCCCGUCACCACCAGCAACAUCCAGGAGCUGCAGGCGCAGAUCCUCCACCACGAAGAACUGGCCCAGAAAAUCAAAGGCUACCAGGAGCAGAUCGCCUCGCUCAACUCCAAGUGCAAAAUGUUGGCGGUGAAGGCCAAGCACGCCACGCUGCUGCUGACCGUCAGCGAGGUGGACGGGGGGUUGCCCCAGAUGGAGGAGGAGGAGGAGGAGGAGGAGGAGGAGGGGGGGAAGGAGAAGAUGGACCUCGUGAUGACGGCAGGCCGCUGCCACACCCUCCUCUCUCCCGUCACCGAGGAGUCCGGCGAGGAGGGCACCGUCAGCUCCGUGUCCUCCCCUCCCGCGUGUCGCUCGCCCUCGCCGCUCGAUCUCGCUGACAUGAAGGCCGGAAGGGGAGCACUGAAAAGGGUUGCGGUCCAAGAACUGUACGACCCGACUUUUGAGUCUGUGGCCAACCUGGACGACCUUCAGCGCUCUUGGGAGUCGUUGAAGAACGUGAUCAGCGAGAAGCAGAGAACUCUGUACGAAGCUCUGGAGAAGCAGCAACGAUAUCAGGCCUCGCUGCAGUCCGUCUCGGCCAAAAUGGAAGCUCUGGAGGCCAAGCUGAGCGAGCCCCUGGAGGCGGACACCAGUCCCGAUAGUAACGUGACAACGCACCAGGGUCUGAUGCAAGACAUUCAGGGGGCACAGGAGGACAUCGACAGGCUCCAGACGAGCUUCACCGAAGAGCUGAGCUCGGCCGCCGCCUCUGCCGCGGACCCGGACCCGGACGCGGCGGACCGGCUGGCCGUGCGGUCUUCCCUGGCCGUCCUGGCCGAGAGGAUGGCCACCAUCCGCACGAAGGCCUCGGGGAAGCGCCAGCUCUUGGAGGAACGCGUUAUCGACCGGCUGGAAGGCCAACGCCAGAAUGAGGCCGUACGGCGCUUUCAGAUGCAGGCGGAGGAACUGGACCGAUGGUUGGCCCGGGCGCGCCGUUCCGCUGCCGCCGUCCUUGAAGCCCAGGAAACGGACGCGGACGGGCACCUCGUGGAAUGCCAGAACAUGCUGCUGGACAUCGAGGAGAAGGUGCAGGCCCUCUCCGAGCUGUCCGUGCACAGCGAUAACCUGCUGCUGGAGGGUCGCGGCGAGACGCGCGCCGAGGCCGAGCGACUGGCCAGGAGGUUGCGGACGUUGAAGGGAGGCUUGCUGGAGCUGCAGAAGAUGCUGCAGGAUAAGCGCGCCGACGCGCAGGGAUCCCUGCAGGAUCAGGAGGACAGCGAGUCAGAUUCUGGUCUUUCGCAGAGCUCCAGCGUGCAGGAUUGGGUGGCUCAGGCUCGGACUACGCGCUCCCAACAGCUCCAGGACACUCUUCAGAGUCAAAGGGAACUGGAGGAGCAGCUCGCAGAGCAGAAGAAACUGCUGCAGUCGGUCGCCACCAGAGGAGAAGAGAUCCUCAUCCGGCAGGCCUCGCCGGGCAGCAACACUCCCUCGGAGCCCUUUUCAACGGCAGCCGUGGCCGAGGGGGAAAGCGACGCCGGGCGCGAGCGGAUGAGGCAAAGGUGGGAGAGCCUGCGGCUGGAACUUCAAACCAAGAUGCAGAUAAUGCAGAAGAACCUGCAACAGGACCACAAGAAGACAGUUUAUUCCAGUUCUUCGUGUGCGGCACCGCUUUUAAAAGGCGGACUCAAAGCUGACGCGUCGUCACUGAAGAGUCUUUAUGAAAACUUCAGGCAAACAAUGGAGACAUCUCAGGGCAGCAACGGUGGUGAGACGCAAGCGCCCGUGAUGGGGCGGCAGCUCUACGCGGCCGUGUCGUCCACCUCCUCCUGGCUGGACGGCGUGGAGAACGUGGUCCUGUCCGACUCGUUGCUGCUGGCCGACAACAUGGAGGCGCAGCUGGAAAAACAGGAGAGGUUGGAGCGUGAUCUCCGCGGGAUAGCAGGGGAGGUGGCGCUCAGUCAGACUUUGCUAGUUGCGUCUUCCGGCUUGAGGCAAGAGGAGCGGACCUUGCUGGAGGACAAUCUGGACUGCCUGAAAGAGAGACUGGGAGCGCUGAGCAAUGCGCUUGGUCACAGCUGCGACCACAUGAGGACCAGGACUCAGCAACUCACUGCCUACCAGACUCAACUGCAGCAUCUCCAAAGUGCUUUAAUGGAGACUAAGGGCCAGGUCCUGCAAGUACUAACCCAAGCCGUAGACAGACCGGCCUCAGAACAGCUCCAGCUCAUUGCCAGCACAGAAGACAACCUGAAGGAAUUUGAACAGAAGAUCACGGAAUUGAAAAGCAGAGGAGCUGCGCUGCAAGCGGACCAGAUCUCGACAGACAAAAUACUGAAGCUUCAGGAUGACUACGAGGAGCUGGCGAUGACUGUGGGGUCUCGGCGCAGCGGGCUGAAGCAAAACGUGGCCCUAAAGCUGCGGUAUGAGCGCGCCCUGCAGGACCUCGCCGACCUGGUGGACACGGGCAACGGCAAGAUGGCUGCCGAUCAGAGAAACGUCGCAGGCUCGGCGGAGGAAGUCCAGAAUCAGUUGGAGAAACACAAGGAAUUCUUCCAGGGUCUGGAGUCGCAUAUGAUUUUAACCGAGAUGUACUACGGCAAAAUUUGCAGCCUAAUGCUUCCCAAAGAAAGACGAGUUCUGGAGGAGACUCUAAACCAGGCCCGGAGUAUCCUCCAGACGGCACACAGUAAAGGUGUGGAGCUGGAGGGAAUUCUGGAGACUUGGCGCCACUUGCUGCAGGAUUAUCAAAGCUUGGUUAGCCAGUUGGAGGCUGUUGAGGAAGGUAUUCCUGCGGUGGGAUUGGUGGAGGAGACGGAAGAGAAACUGAUGGACCGGAUUUCACUGUAUCAGGGUGUGAAGGGGAAGCUGACGGAGCUCCAACACAAGCUGCACCAGUUGCUGGCUGAAGGCAAACGUCUCCUGGUGUCGGUCUGCUGUCCUGCCCUGGAGAAUCAACUGGCAGUUUUGGGCGAACGCUGGCUGGACAAUACCAGCAAGGUCAACAAGGAACUGCAGCGUCUGGAGGCCAUUCUCAAACACUGGACAAGGUAUCAGAGACAGUGCGGAGAACUUGCCGAAUGGCUUCAGUCGGCUCUGGAGCGCCUGGAAUUCUGGAACACGCAAGCAGUUUUGGUGCCACAGGAGUUGGAAACAGUCAGAGACCACCUCUCUGCUUUUCUGGAGUUUUCCAAGGAAGCAGAGAGCAAGUCCGGUCUGAAGGGCUCUGUACUCUCUGAGGGCAACCAGCUCCUGAGGUUGAAGAAGGUGGACACGGUGGCGCUACGCUCAGACUUGGCCCGCAUUGACAAUCAGUGGAGUGAACUGUUCACACGCAUUCCGGUGGUGCAGGAAAAGCUCCAUCAGAUCCAAAUGGAGAAGCUGGCUUCCCGACACGCGAUCUCGGAGCUGUUUAACUGGAUAUCGCUCAUGGAGAAUGUCAUCGAGGAGGAUGAAGAAAACCUCAAGAGUGCCAUGGGAUCACAUGUGAUUCAGGACUACUUGCAGAAAUACAAGGGUUUCAGGGUGGAUUUAAGCUGCAAGCAGCUUACUGUGGACUUUGUCAACCAGUCAGUACUGCACCUCAGCGGUCAUGACGUGGAGAGCAAGCGUAGUGACAAGACGGACUUUGCGGAGCGUCUGGGCGUCAUGAAUCGCCGAUGGCAGAUCCUGCAGGGCCGAAUCAAUGAGCGGAUCCAGUUCCUGGAGAGCUUGCUCCGGAUGUGGCAGGAGUAUGAGACCAGCGUUCAGGCCCUAAAGACCUGGAUGGGAGCUCAAGAAGAGCGAUUGAAGAGGAAACACAGGAUUGAAGACCUGAUGUCGGUACAGAAUGCUCUGAAGGACUGCCAGGAAAUGGAGGAGCUGGUGAAGGACAAAGAAAAAGAACUGGAGCGUGUUGAGGAGCAGGGCUGUGCUCUUGUCCAGAACAAAACUGACGAAGCCUGCGCGAUUGUCAUGGAGACGCUACAGGGUGUCAACCACACCUGGGCCAACCUAGACCACUUUAUUGGUCAGCUUAAGAUCAGUCUGACAUCAGUGUUGGAUCAGUGGACUUUAUACAAACGUGCAUCAGAAGAGAUUAAUGGCUACCUGAUGGAAGGACGGUAUUCCGUGUCACGCUUCCGCCUCCUCACCGGCUCCUUGGAGGCCGUUCAGCAGCAGGUGCAAAGUCUGCAGGGUUUGCGAGAAGAAAUGGAGAAGCAGGAGAGCAGUCUGAGGAGGUUCGGUGCCGUGACCCAUCAGCUGCUGAAAGAGUGUCACCCAUCAGUGUCGGACUCCCUCAAUCAUGCCCUCAAGGAUGCAAACGCAAGGUGGUCUGGUCUCCUGGAGGAGAUAUCUGAGCGUCUGAGGAGUAGCAAAGCUCUGUACCAACUGUGGCAAGGUUACAAGGAUCUUCACCAGCAGAGUUGCACCAGCAUCCAGAACCAGGAGGAGAAAGCCGAGCAACUCCUCAAGAUGGCGUGCGGCGAAGAUAUCGCAGAUGAGCAUGUGUCCGCUUGGAUUCAACACUGUGGCGAGGUUCUCCAUUCCCACGUCCCUGUGCAGGCCUCGCUGCAAGUUCUCCGCGAGCUGGGAGAUCAGCUGAAGCAGCAGGUGGACACGUCGGCUGCCUCCGCUAUUCAGUCGGACCACCUGGCGCUUUCACAGCGGCUGGCAGCGGUAGAGCAAGCGCUCAACCGACAACUCGUCACUCUGCAGACCGGCGUCCAGGACUACGAAACCUUUAACCAUCAGCUGGAUGCUUUAGCGGGCUGGGUUGUUGAAGCCGAGGAGGCUCUGCGGGUCCAAGAUCCCAACGGCUCCACUGACCUGGCCCUUAUCCAGGAGCGCAUGCAGGACCUGAAGCGACUGAUGAUGAAGUUCAGCAGCAUGGCGCCGGAGUUAGAGCGUCUCAACGAGCUAGGUUACCGGCUACCGCUCCACGAAUCUGAGAUCAAACGCAUGCAGAACCUGAACAGGAACUGGUCGGCGGCCUCCGCGCAGACUACAGAGAGAUUCAGCAAACUGCAGUCCUUCCUGCUCCAGCAACAGACCUUCUUGGAGAAAUGCGAGACCUGGAUGGAGUUCUUGGUCCAGACGGAGCACAAUCUGGCCGUAGAAAUCUCCGGCAACUACCAGAGUUUGAUGGAGCAGCAGAAGGCUCACGAGUUAUUCCAGGCCGAGAUGUUCGGUCGCCAGCAGAUCCUGCACUCCAUCAUCAGCGACGGACAAAAGAUGCUGGAACAGGGUCAAGUGGAUGACAGGAAGGAGUUCAAUCUGAAGCUGGCGCUCCUGAGCAACCAGUGGCAGGGCGUAGUGCGGCGGGCCCAGCAGCGGCGCGGCAUCAUCGACGGCCUGGUCCGCCAGUGGCAGCGCUACCGGGAGAUGGCGGACAAGCUGCGCAAGUGGCUCCUGGACGUCUCCCUGCCGGCCGAGGGUCUCCGGCCCGGGGCCCCGGUUCCUCUGCAGCAAGCUCGCGCCAUGCUGGAUGCCGUUCAGCUGAAGGAGAAAGUGCUGCAGCGACAGCAGGGCAGCUACAUCCUGACGGUGGAGGCCGGCAGGCAGCUGCUGCUGUCGGCCGACGGCCGGGCCGAGGCGGCCCUGCGGGCCGAGCUGACCGACGUCCAGCGACGCUGGAAGCGGGCCAGCGGAUGCUUGGAGGAAAUGAGGAGGGAGCUCGGCACCUUGUUGAAGGACUGGGACCGCUGUGACAAAGGUAUCGGCGCAUCUCUGGAGAAGCUUCGGGCCUUCAAACGCCAACUCUCUCAGCCUCUUCCCGACCACCACGACGACCUGCAGGUCCAGCAGAUGCGCUGCAAGGACCUGGAGAGCGCCGUUGAAGGCUGGACCGGAGAUUUGACCCACCUGAGCGUCCUGAGGGAGUCGCUGUCCCGUCACAUCAGCGCCGAGGACGUUUGCGUGCUGCGGGAACGCAUCGAGCUGCUGCAUCGCAUGUGGGACGAAAUCUUGCACCAGCUGACGCUGCGCGGGCAGCAGGUGGCCGACAGGCUGAACGAGUGGAGCGUCUUCGCCGACAAGUACAAGGAGCUCUGCGACUGGCUCACCGCCAUGGAGGGCAAAGUGUCGCAAAACGGGGACGUCGGCGUCGAGGAGACGAUCGAGCGGCUGCGCAAGGACUACCAGGAGGAGAUCUCGGUGGCCGAGGAGAACAAGUUGCACCUGCACCAACUGGGAGAGCGUCUGGCCCGGGCCAGCCACCAGACCAAGGCUGCCGAAAUCCAACACAAGCUCACCAAAAUCAACGACCGCUGGCAGCACCUCCUGGACCUCAUCGAUGCCAGGGUGAAGAAGCUGAGGGAGACCCUGGUGGCCGUGCAGCAGCUGGACAAGAACAUGAGCAGCUUGCGGACCUGGCUGGGCCACAUCGAGACCGAGCUGUCCCAGCCCAUCGCCUACAACGCCUGCGACCUCCAAGAAAUUCAGCGGAAACUCGACCUGCAGCAGGAGCUUCAGAGCGACAUCGAGAAGCACAGCACCGGCGUGGCGUCGGUGCUGAACCUGUGCGAGGUCCUGCUGCACGACUGCGACGCCUGCGCCACCGACGCCGAGUGCGACUCCAUCCAGCAGGCCACGCGCAGCCUGGACCGCCGUUGGAGGAGCAUCUGCGCCUCCUCCGUGGAAAGGAAACUCAAGAUUGAGGAAACGUGGCGCUUGUGGCAGAAAUUCCUGGAGGACUUUUCCCGCUUCGAGGAGUGGUUGGCGGCUUCCGAGAGGACGGCCGCUCUGCCCAAUUCUUCCGGCGUUUUGUACACCGAAGCCAAGGAGGAGCUCAAGAAAUUUGAGGCCUUCCAGCGGCAGGUCCACGAAAGCCUGACCCAGCUGGAGUUGCUGAACAAGCAGUACCGUCGGCUGGCCAGAGAAAAUCGGACGGACUCCGGCUGCGGCCUCAAAGGGAUGGCUCGCAGCGCCAACCGGCGCUGGGACGAUCUGCAGAAGCGGGUGGCGGCCAUCCUGCGCCGGCUCAAGCACUUCAUCGGUCAGAGGGAGGAGUUUGAAACGGCGAGGGACGCCAUCCUGGUCUGGCUGACCGAGAUGGACCUGCAGCUCACCAACAUCGAGCACUUCUCGGAGUGCGACAUCCAAGCCAAGAUCAAGCAGCUCAGGUCGUUCCAGCAGGAGAUCUCGCUGACCGCGGCCAAGAUGGAGGCCGUCUUCCACCAGGGCGAGGCGCUGAUCGAGAAGAGCGAGCCGCUGGACGCCGCCGUCAUCGAGGAGGAGCUGGAGGAGCUGCAGCGCUACUGCCAGGAGGUGUUCGGACGGGUCGAGCGCUACUACAAGAAGCUCAUCCGCCUGCCCCUGGCCGAGGACGACGGCGAGGCGUCGCUCUGGGAUCGCGAGGCGGAGCUGGACGAGCCCGCGGACCUGUCGGGCCCGCCGCCGUGGAGCGAGCGUCUGGGCGACGGCUUCCUGUCGCCGCUGCCCUCCUCGGGACGCUCGGCGGCGCAGCCGCGGACCGAGCGCUCGGGCCGGGACACGCCGGCCAGCGUGGACUCCAUCCCGCUGGAGUGGGACCACGACUACGACUUGAGCCGCGGGCUGGAGAGCGCCGGUCGGGCCCUCCGGGAGCAGCAGGGCCAGGAGGGGGACUUCUUGCGCCGGCCCGCCUCCCCCUUGUCAGGGGAGGCGGCCUCGUCGGACUCGCCGCACGCCGAAAGCGGCGGCGGACGCGCGCCCGCCGCCGUCGACCCGGAUGCCUCCUACAUGGGAUACACGAGGCUGCUGGGCGAGUGUCGCGGCAACAUCGCCACGGUGAAGAGGAUGGGCUACGAGUUGAAAGAGGACGAGGACACCACCUCCGGGUUGGCCAAUCCCAGCGGCUCCGAGUCCCAAACGUCCGGCGUGAUCGAACGCUGGGAGCUCCUGCAGGCUCAGGACCUCAGCAAGGAGAUCCGCACCAAGCAGAACCAGCAGCAGUGGCAGCAGCUCAACUCGGACCUCGACAACAUCUGGACGUGGCUGCGGGAGGCGGGCGACGAGCUGGAGCAGCAGCGGAGGCUGGACCUCGGCACCGACAUCCAGACCAUCGAGUUCCGCAUCAAGAAGCUCAAGGAGCUGCAGAAGGCCUGGGACAGGCGCAAGGGCAUCGUGCUGUCCAUCAACCUGUGCAGCGCCGACUUCGUGCACUCGGACACGGACGAGUCCAAGGAGUUGCAGGCCAAACUCAAGGACAUGAACAACCGCUGGGACAAGCUGGCCGCCUCCUUGGACGAGUGGCGGUCUUCGCUACAAGGGGCCCUCAUGCAGUGCCAGGACUUCCACGAGAUGAGUCACGGUCUGCUGCUCUGGUUGGAAAACAUCGACCGGCGGCGCAACGAGGUGGUGCCCAUCGACCCCAUCCAGGACGGCGACACUUUGCAAGAGCACCACAAAGCGCUCACGCAAAUCCGCCAGGAGCUGCUGGACUCUCAGCGGAAGGUGGCGUCGCUGCAGGACAUGGCGCUGCAGUUGCUGGUCAACUCGCAGAGCGGCGACUGCCUGGAAGCCAAGGAGAAGGUCCACGUCAUCGGGAACCGCCUCAAGCUGCUGCUGAAGGAGGUCACCCGAGACCUGAGGGAGCUGGCCCGCAUCCUGGACCUGGCCAGCAGUCAGCAGGAUCUGUCGUCUUGGUCGUCGGCGGAUGAUCUGGACACCGGUUCCGGGUCGCUCAGUCCCGCCUCGGGGAGGAGCACUCCGAGUCGGCGCCGAUCGCGGCGGGGCAAAUGUAGUGUGUCACAGCGUGGAGGCCCCGUGAGCGGUCCGCAGCACAGGUUUCGCAGCGGCGCUGGGUCCGCUUCCUGCCCUUCUGACGCGCCGGGGGGGGCUCCCUUCGCACGCCGCGUCCUGCGGGUGGCGCUGCCCCUCCAGCUGGCGCUCCUGCUGCUGGUGCUGGUCGCCUUCCUGCUGCCCUUGUCCGAGGCGGACUACUGCGCCCAGUCCAACAACUUCGCCCACUCCUUCUACCCCAUGCUGAGCUACACCAACGGGCCUCCUCCCGUCUAGAAAGCGCAAGUGCGAAAAUGCGCCGUUAGCUGAUAGGAAGAAGCGGCGACCGCUCGGAUUUCUGCAUUAACUGGUCGCAAAAUCUAAUCCGAUCUCAGUCCAAAUGGACACUUCCAAUUCAAUUAUUGUCCGGAACAUGUAGACGUCGUCGGUGGAGUGCGGGAAACGGAUUUGAUCCUCUUGGUUUCUGACUUCUCCAAAAGUCCGUCAACCUCUGAAGUCCAAGAAAAGUGACCGGAAUGGAGGUGCUGCGACAAAAAUGAACAAAAUAACCACAAAACCUAUCAAAAACGCGCUAGUAAUUGUUUUUUGUCCUUGUCAAUCAUAAUUUCAAAUGGAGCAGGAGAUCGUUUUUCAUCAUCCGUUGCGACUUGGAUGAAGUUCUGAUCACUUUGUCCAAGCAGUUUAUGCAGAAGUCCAAGUCAUUCCAAAAAGGGUCCGCCGACAGUCUUUGCGGUUCCUGGAACUAAAACUUCGUACCGUACCGUACGUGAAAGUACCGUAAUUGCCGGCCUACGCGGCGCACCCGGUUAUAAGCCUCGGAAAGAGUUUAGCGUUAGCGCUGCGCUAGCGUUAAACUCUUUCUGUGUACUGACGCUUACAACCAGGUGCGCUAACGCUAGCGCGCCGCAUCACCACGUAAACCGCGGGGUUGAAAGCGUGUGAAAAAAUGUCGCGCCUUGUAGGCCGGAAAUUAUGGUACAUUUUGCUACUACGUUUCCGUGUGGACAAAUGGAGGAAUUACAAGAAUACGACGUACAAAAAUCAAUGGCUGAAAUGCUUUGAAAUGUUCAUUAACCCCCAUGAUGAUAUUUAGUAAUAAUCCGACAUUUCUUUUUUUUUGUUUUAUCCGCAUGCAGUUCCACAUCGGGGCUCGCCCCCGCCGCCGAUUUUUAUCUGUACGCAACGACAUUAUUUUUUUGAAGGGAGUCGUCGUCAUGGCGACGUUUGCCGGUUUAUUUUUCCAACAUUGUCAAAUACCACAGAGCCAGAUAGAAAAUAUUGUUUUAUUUUAUUUUUUUGUAUGCUUGCCGACGCGUAACAAAAGCGAGGAUGAUGGCGUGGCUGUCUACUGUGUAUAAUGUUGAUGACAAAUGUGUAUGCGAGAAAUCGGAGAAGAAAAAUGAAUGCCAAAAAUGGAGAUUUUGACGUGUGUUUCUUUUAUCAAUCACACACACCGUCAAUUUGGUGUGCGGGUGAUUAGAUAGAUAGAUAGAUAGAUUGAUUAAUUUAGGGUAGUACUGCAUUCAUUUUUCUAAUGAAAUUGACUUUUGUAAUGAAUACAUUUAUUUUCUUAUUUCAUAUUUUAAAUAGUUGAUCUUAAAUAAGAAUGCAUUAUGGAGUUGACCCCACAAACAAUCGUUCAGUGUUUAAAAUGGUGUUUCGAAUUAAUUUUUAAAUAGCCACUGAGGAGCAUUUUUAUUGUUUUUGUAUUUAGAAAAAUUGGUCACACACAAUUUUAAUUACAAUUACAUAACAUUGUUUUCGAUUGUUGAGUAAUCAAAAUGUUCACACAAUUAAU
This is a messenger RNA of Syngnathoides biaculeatus (alligator pipefish), 27922 nucleotides long. RefSeq names its product spectrin repeat containing, nuclear envelope 1b (gene syne1b). Gene Ontology annotation, molecular function: protein binding. Bases 163 to 26400 code for a protein of 8745 amino acids. Gene Ontology annotation, cellular component: membrane. NCBI's taxonomy places the organism in Eukaryota, Metazoa, Chordata, Actinopteri, Syngnathiformes, Syngnathidae. The transcript has 143 exons. The record is from RefSeq and is a predicted model, not a curated record.